AUUUGACCCGGUAGUGAUUGUCCUGUUGGUUCUGCUGCUGUGGAGAACUUCAACACGUGUGUAGCUGUCAAAGAAGCGGUUACCAGUCAACAAAUAUGUGCAUGACAGUGAACUGUAAGAGUACGUACAUGUGGUAAUGCGAAUACAAAGCGUCGUUAGUUGUAAAUGAUAGUUUGGGUUUCACGAAGACCUCUGGAGUCAUCUCAGCUAGCGGCUAAGCUAGCAGACCCAACCGAGGCACUGUGUCCCUGAUGCAAUAAUGGCUGAUGCAUUCAGCAGCAGCUCAGAGACGGUAAUUCAGCGUGUGGUAGAUGUCACAGUGAAGACAAAUACACCUCCAGAAAAACUUGAAGAGUUGUAUCAGAUUAAGGAGACCUGCGAUUUUAUCAGUCAGCAUCAGUUUAAAAAGGUUGCUUUGCAGUUUCCUGAUGAGCUGCUGGUGGAUUCAGUUGCAGUAGCAGUGGAGAUCGAGAGACACAGUAAUGCCAAGCCAUUCAUUUUAGGAGACACAUCCUAUGGCAGUUGCUGUGUGGAUGAGGUUGCUGCUGAACACGUUGGAGCUGACUGCAUCAUGCACUAUGGCAGAGCUUGUCUCAGUCCCUCUAAAAGACUUCCUCUGAUGUAUGUGUUUGAGAGAAGACCGGUGGAUGUGGAGAAGUGUGCCUCCACCUUCAGGGAGCUCUAUCCUGACACACAGAGCCACAUCAUCAUCCUCUAUGAUGUUAACUAUGUUCAUGCUAUGAAUGACCUUCUGACACUGCUGUCUCCAGAGUAUCCAAACCUUGUUGCGUCAGAGCUUGUUGUUGAAGGGGAGCAGUGUUACAGUCAUGGCCAAAUGAAUAGACAACACGAUGACACCUAUCUGUCAGAGCAGGAUGGCAGGCAGGUCAUUUAUCAGUUUGGGAGGCAGUUCUCCCUGAAAAAAGGUUCAAGCAUAACAGACUACAGUAUGUUCUAUGUCGGACAGGAAGGAGCAACCCUGAGAAACUUCAUGAUGACUUGGAAUCGCUGCUCAUUUUGCUCUUUUGACCCCAUAACAAUGACGGGGAGGACUGAGUCAGUCAGUAUCAACCGUGCACUGAUGAAGCGAUAUUACGCUAUAGAAAGGGCCAAAGAUGCCAAUGUGGUCGGCAUCCUUGUCGGCACACUCGGGGUGGCUGACUACCUCACUAUCAUCCAGCAGCUGAAGGAGACCAUUCACAGAGCUGGCAAAAAGAGCUACAUGUUUGCCAUGGGGAAACUGAACGUGCCCAAACUCGCAAACUUCCUGGAAAUUGACAUUUUUGUGUUAAUAGCAUGUCCUGAGAACUCACUGCUGGACUCAGGUGAGUUCUAUAAACCUGUUGUGACCCCGUUUGAGAUGGAGGUGGCCUGCAACAAGAACAGGGAGUGGUCAGAGGAAUACGUCACAGACUUCAGACAUCUCCUGCCAGGUGGACAGAGUCACGUGCCUUUGGUUGAUCAGCAGGAGGACGGCGAUGAGACGGACGUGUCUUUAAUCACUGGAGCUCUGAGAAGCCGCAAUCUGUUAAACAGUGAACCUGCAGAGUCCUCAUUCAGCUCCUCUGUGGUCCUCAGGAACCAGACAAUGACUGUAGCCAACACAAACCCAGCUGCAUCUUUUCUGGCAGAACGAAGCUGGCGUGGCUUAGAGCAGAAGUUGGGAGAGACGCCUGUGGUGAAGGCAGUAGAGGGCAGGAGAGGCAUAGCUAUCGCCUACGAAGAGGAAGGAACGCCUUCAUGAUAAUUUACCAGUGAUCCACAAGGUCUGCAUUAUUCAAUCAUGACUGCUACAAAUGUACCAAAUGUACAGCAUAUUACUUGUAAUUACAGGAAACUGUAAGUAAUUAAAUGUUUUUAUGAACCAA
Molecule: messenger RNA, 1868 nt
Organism: Lates calcarifer (barramundi perch)
Lineage: Eukaryota; Metazoa; Chordata; Actinopteri; Centropomidae
Gene: dph2
Product: diphthamide biosynthesis 2
Exons: 7
Coding region: 260-1744 (494 amino acids)
Biological process (GO): protein histidyl modification to diphthamide
Molecular function (GO): 2-(3-amino-3-carboxypropyl)histidine synthase activity
Source: RefSeq, a predicted model, not a curated record